This is a messenger RNA of Durotheca rogersii, 669 nucleotides long. RefSeq lists its product as uncharacterized. The record is from RefSeq and is a predicted model, not a curated record. Lineage: Eukaryota; Fungi; Ascomycota; Sordariomycetes; Xylariales; Xylariaceae. The transcript is spliced from 2 exons. Bases 106 to 321 code for a protein of 71 amino acids.
AGCGUAUACGGCACCUACGGCAUAUACCGCGUGCUGCUACACAUCCAUCCAUCCUACGCAGCACGCGGAAGCGAGACCUGAGGGAAGACAGAGGGAAAGACGAAAAUGUCCUUGUUACAGUCGUUUCGCAAUCUAUCGCCACGCAUGCGCCUGGGCGUCGGCCUAGGCCUACUGGCCUGGGGCGUCAUCGGGCUGCAGCUAUCUGACCGUGCCGAGGAGCGCUACGGACUCGCCCCUACCGAGGAAGACAAGGCAGCGCUCUCCAAGAUCUUGCCGCGUAUCACCACCGUCGAGAGGGACGGGGAGGAUAAUCAGCGGUGAGAACCAGAGAGAUAGAUAUAGACGAGAGGAGGUAGGGAAGGGAACAGAGACAGAGAGAGAGAGAGAAAGAAAGAGAGGGAGAAAGGGAGAGAGAGAAGAGGGAGAAUAGGAAGCCGGAGAGAGCGCCAACUGGCACUUGCUUGCUAGUGGGCCUGCCCUAUCGGAAAUCCAACCUGGCCGCCCGAACAGACAGGACCAGCUAGAUAGGCAGGCGGGCGGAAAAGCAGUACGUACAGACAUACGUACAGGCAUACAGAUGUCUACCUGUUUAGACGUCUGUAUGUAUGGACGGACUUACGCAGACGCAGACAUAGACAGAUAGACCCUGUCCAAGGUACCAACCAUACU